This is a messenger RNA of Coffea eugenioides, 1411 nucleotides long. RefSeq names its product very-long-chain 3-oxoacyl-CoA reductase 1-like. Gene Ontology annotation, cellular component: endoplasmic reticulum. The coding region runs from base 184 to 1146 and encodes 320 amino acids. Lineage: Eukaryota; Viridiplantae; Streptophyta; Magnoliopsida; Gentianales; Rubiaceae. Gene Ontology annotation, molecular function: ketoreductase activity. The record is from RefSeq and is a predicted model, not a curated record. The transcript has 3 exons.
AAGGCCUCUUAUAACUUUGAUGAGGCCGUCUCACCCCUGUCAGCACUGCUUGCUUCUUUCUUUGUGCUACAAGGAUGCAUUGGGUAAAAUAGUAGGCGAUAACAUCUAAGCCAAUUUGCAGAUCCAUCUUCCUUCUUUUUUGCAGCCGCGAAAUUUCCCUUUGUGGCUGACGCCGUUCCAAAUAUGGAGCAGUGCCUGUGGGAACAAAUGAGAUCUCAGCCUCUGUGGCUGCUUCUACUUGUGGCCUUGGGCUCUUUGAACCUCGCCAAAUCCCUCUACUCUAUUCUCAGCUGGGCUUACGUUAACUUCCUCAGACCCGCCAAGAAUCUCAAGAAAUACGGGUCAUGGGCGUUAGUAACAGGACCCACUGACGGCAUUGGCAAGUCCUUUGCUUUCCAACUAGCUCGUAAAGGGGUCAACUUGGUCCUGGUGGGUCGGAACCCGGAUAAGCUCCGGGAUGUGUCGGACUCCGUCAAGGCUAAAUACGGGCAGACCCAGAUCAAGACAGUGGUGGUUGAUUUCUCUGGUGAUUUGAAUGAAGGUGUUGAGAGGAUUAAGGAGGCGAUUGAAGGUUUGGAUGUUGGCGUUUUGAUUAAUAACGUUGGGCUUUCUUAUCCCUAUGCCAGGUACUUCCAUGAGGUGGAUGAGAAGUUGUUGGGUGAUUUGAUUAAGGUUAAUGUGGAAGGGACCACCAAGGUUACUCAGGCUGUCUUGCCUGGAAUGAUCAAGAGGAAGAGAGGGGCUAUUGUUAAUAUUGGUUCGGGUUCAGCCAUUGUCAUUCCUUCGGAUCCUCUUUACGCUGUCUAUGCUGCCACCAAAGCGUACAUUGAUCAGCUCUCUAGAUGCCUCUAUGUGGAGUACAAGAAGAGCGGAAUUGAUGUGCAGUGUCAGGUACCACUGUACGUGGCAACUAAAAUGGCAUCAAUCAGAAGAUCCUCCUUUUUUGUUCCAUCUAGUGAUGGCUAUGCCCGGGCUGCUUUGCGCUGGAUCGGCUAUGAACCCCGUUGCACACCUCACUGGCCACAUACUCUUCUGUGGGCUUUGGCAUAUUCCUUGCCCGAGUGGAUUGUAGAUGCUUGGCGUCUGCAGUUCUGCCUCAGGAUUCGGAAGAGAGGACAGCUCAAAGACUCGAGGAAGACGGAAUAGAAAAUAUUUCCUUUCCAUCCUAUAUUUUCAAUUGACCAUUGCCUCUCUCGUUCAGGGAUCUGCAGUAAGAUAUGUAGCUAGACGCUAAGAUCAAAUUCUACAUGGUAAAAUGGCUCAUGUUCCAGUGUUUCCUUGUUUGCAUAGAUUGGUUUUGAGCUUGCUCUUUAGAACCCAGUCAUCAGUUGUUUGGGUUAUUUUUCCCACUUAUGAAGAUCCUUCAGAAUUCGGAACUGAAAGUCUGGUGCUAAUGUGUCGUCGUUUUUUA